UAUACAACAAUAAUAACAGAUGUGUCUUCGACUCUGACGUCAGAGGGCGCUCGGCAGGGCGCAGCGGGGCGGCCCCGGGCGGCCCGGACUCAACAGGCUUGGAGUGCAACACCGUAACUCUUCCCCCGCAGACACUGACAGUCCUAAAGUAUCGUUCUCCGGAGCAGCAGCCGCCGCUCCGUGCUGCUGUCACCAUGUCGAGCAGAAAGCCCCGUGCGGUGGCGAAUCCUUUGGAGACCACCACGACCGCACCCGGGGAGCGCAUUCUAAAGGAGUGCCACAAUCUGUACGUCGACAGCGAACACGGUCUGGUGAAGAUCGCCAGCAGUGUGGACGUGCAUCUCCUACCUCCACGGAAGAAGAUCUUCGUGAUGAUAAUGGGAAACCACUCGGCAGGGAAGAGCUCCUUCAUCAACUGGUAUAUUGAGGAGCACAUUCAGAAGACCGGCGUGGCUAUUGAGACUCAAGGCUUCACCUUCAUCACAAGCGGUCGCAAGAGAGAAUCACUGACGGGAAACGCCACCUUGCACCUCUACCCCCACUUCAGACCCCUCCUUGAGUUCAAAGGUGUGACUGACUACCUGUCCGCUGAGGUCUCCAGCUCCAAGCAGAAGAAGUUCAGCCUGCUGACCUUCGUGGACACGCCCGGCCUGGUGGACGGAGACAUGGUGUACCCCUUCAGCGUCAACAGCGCCAUCACCUGGCUGGGGAAGCAGGCUGACCUGGUCCUGGUGUUCUUCGACCCGAUGGGUCAGGCUCUGUGCAAGCGGACCCUGAACAUCGUGGAGCAGCUCAGCGACGCCGUCGGAGACAAGCUGCACUUCUACCUCAGCAAGGCGGACGAGGCGGGCAACGAGACGGACCGGCAGAGGGUGAUGAUGCAGAUCGUACAGGAGCUCUGCCGCCGGCCUGGCCUGAACAAGUGUGGCUUUGAGAUGUCCACCAUCUACAUCCCUAACCCCCAGAAGCCGAGCCGCUGUGUGAACCAGAUCGAUGGUAUGUGCCAGACCAUCGAGAAGACCAUCAACCAGGCGGUCCAGAAGACCCUGGACCAGCUGGAGAAGGACUGCAACCUCAUCACCUCCACUAUCAAAGACCGUCUAGCCCAGGACCGGGCGGACGUGAGCCACAACAGGAGUGUGCGUGUGCACUCCUUUCUGUGCGGGCUGCUGGGCGUGCUCCUGCCUGCGCUCUUCAUCCUCAGCUUCAUCGUCAACACCUUCGCCAAAGAGGAGCUGGACGGCCUGGUGGGGGAGGGGGGGGCCAGGGUUCUCUCCGUCUCCACGGCCGUCUUUGUGUAUCUGUGGGCGUGGAUACCGGAGGACGGGCAGGUCGUCGUGGUGAUGGUGUUUGGUGCUUUCUGCUACCUCCUGAUGUUUCUAUCCAAAUACUUUGCCCGUCAGGGCUGUAAUACUCUGAGCAAGAAGGAGAAACGAACCCUGGCCGACUACAGCGACUACAUCCACGACGUCGUCCGACUCAAGAAGGUGAAAUUGUACGAAUCGUACCUCCAACAAUGUGCAGCUGAAGGUGACUUUUAGUCCCUGUGGAAUGUCAAGGAGAAUAUUUUGGAACAGCAUAUAGAACAAUAUUUCACUAUUCGUCCAAAGGCGUAGGCAACAAUAAGACAAUAAGCGUUUUCUGAGAGGCACAGGACAGAUCUGUUGUCUCUCUCUCUGGGAACUUUGUGGGCUUUUUGAUUCAUUUCAUAAGCAAUAUGUCUAAUUCAAAGUGAAAGUGCCUUUUCUUUCUUAUUCAAUACAAGGACAUCUCUGUCUGAAAUAAUCCCAGAAAAGGCAUUCUUUUUAUAAUGUGAAUGUAUUUUUCAUUGUUUGUGAAACAUUAGUUCUGGAAAGUGCUGUUUACAAGUGCUGUUUGCACUCUUUAACUUUUGAAGAUUUGGACUAUGACUUGCAUUGACGUCCUGCCAGCAGAGUUUCAAACCGAUUUUUCUGGCUCUUUAGAUAACAGUCCUCUGAAAAUGUGCAUGUUGUUAACACACCAAAACAAAACGUGUGGUUUUCACUAUUUUGCCAGAAGAGAAAUCCUUAUUGUUGACUCAGGAAUCCCUUCAGAUGUUCCUGAGGUCCCCAUUCACAGCCAUCUUGUGUGAUCUAUGGACUGAUCAUAAACGGAUGACUAUGAGGUUAACUUUACUAGCUUUACUUCGGAUGAUCAUGUGUCCUCAAAAAGAAUCCCAGCGUACAGGUCUUAGUGUGUUCCCUGUCUUCUCCCUCCAUGUCUGGUCAUGUGUCUGCAGGGUUUCAUGUUCUCCUGUCGUCAAGGGGGUAAACUUGGUGAAGGUGAGCAAUAAUAUAAAAGUAAGGGCAUCAUGUUAAUAAAAUAGUGUCAAUAAGGGAGGCCUGAUUAUAUAUUAUAAUGUAUUUAUUUCAUUAUGUGGCCACAAUGUCUUAUAAAGAAAGGUGCUCUUUCCCUCAUUUACUUUCCUUUGAUACGUCUAAAUCUCAAUGAUGUGAUCCCAGUAACUCAGUCGGCUUUCCUGUCUGUGUUCAUGUUAUUCAGCUGUGAAACUCUACAAAGCACUGAUGCUUUUUACCCACUGCCAUUUUGUACUAUUCUCUUAGUACAGACUCAAUUUAAGGGUUGAUGCAAUUCUUAGUUUUUUUUUCAAUUGAACUACAAUAUACAACCUUGACUCCAUUGUAUAUACGUAUACACACCAAUCAUAUGUGAUCUGACACUGCCUUGAAAUAGCUGUGAAACUGUCCAUAAACAGGUAAUGCUUUUGUGGGAAAUUGUCUAUAUUGUUUACCUUGUGGAUCUGCAACAUUUCCGAUAAAUAUAAUAUAAGUCGAUAAAUAAAAAAAAAAAAUCUUUCCUCGAUUAUUAAUUGUCUUUCCUCAACAUUAUUUGAUCUCAACAGUUCACCUAUCUAGUACUCAGUAACAGACCAUUCACCUAUCUAAUAAUCAGGAACAAAUAGUUCACCAAAUAGUUCUAGUAUUCAGGAACAAACCGUUCACCUAUCUAGUAAUCAGGAACAAAUAGUUCACCUAUCUAGUAUUCAGGAACAGACCAUUCACCUAUCUAGUAAUCAGGAACAAACAGUUCACCAAAUAGUUCUAGUAUUCAGGAACAAACCGUUCACCUAUCUAGUAAUCAGGAACAAACAGUUCACCUAUCUAGUAUUCAGGAACAAACCGUUCACCUAUCUAGUAAUCAGGAACAAACAGUUCACCGAUCUAGAACUCAGGAACAAACAGUUCACCGAUCUAGAACUCAGGAACAAACAGUUCACCGAUCUAGAACUCAGGAACAAACAGUUCACCGAUCUAGAACUCAGGAACAAACAGUUCACCGAUCUAGAACUCAGGAACACCCCGUCCUACCUGACGGCCCUCUAACACCUGUUCUCACAGGCUAGCGCUUUAAUCACCGCAAAGAAAUCCGCAGCCAAAGGUAGAAUGAAAUAAAUGUUUGGGUCAGACCAUU
Gadus macrocephalus (Pacific cod) is the source of this 3453-nucleotide messenger RNA. RefSeq lists its product as uncharacterized. The record is from RefSeq and is a predicted model, not a curated record. Gene Ontology annotation, molecular function: GTPase activity. Bases 195 to 1541 code for a protein of 448 amino acids. The transcript is spliced from 12 exons. Lineage: Eukaryota; Metazoa; Chordata; Actinopteri; Gadiformes; Gadidae.